Leptosia nina is the source of this 1683-nucleotide messenger RNA. NCBI's taxonomy places the organism in Eukaryota, Metazoa, Arthropoda, Insecta, Lepidoptera, Pieridae. The record is from the annotation of a GenBank genome assembly.
AUGCAGCAACUGAAAAUACCCGGGAACGCGAACAUGGACAAGGAACACGCCCUCGAGGAAAUGAUGGGGAAGCUGGGUGAUUUUGGAAAAUACCAGGGGUUCCAGUUCUUCUUGCACGUCCUGGCAGCUCUAACGGCGGGGCUUCACAUGCUGUCCUUGGUCACUGUGGCGGCUGUACCCGAACACAGAUGCGCCCUGCCGGGGAUAGAUAGCUCAAAUUACACAGCGCCGUGGAAUUCCUCUCUAGUCCUUGACGCUAUACCGUUGAACGAUCAUGGAAAGCUGGAGUCCUGCGUUAUGUACGGAGAGAACAGAACGCUAGAAACAUGCACAUCUUGGGUAUAUGAUACACAGUAUUUUUCAUCCUCCCGAGGAAUCGAAUGGGAUUUCGUGUGUAGUAGGCGCUGGAUGGGUGCGGCGGCGCAGACAGGUUACAUGUUCGGUGUCGUCAUAGGAUCCGUUGUACUUGGUCGAAUGUGCGACAAAAUCGGACGAAAAACCGUCUUCGUUUGGGCCGGGAUACUCCAGCUAAUUUUCGGUGCGUCAGUUGCAUUCUCAACUGACUACUACAUGUUCAUAGCUAUACGUUUCCUAUACGGUAUAUUUGGGUCCGGAUCUUAUAUCGCAGGCUUCGUGUUAACGAUGGAAUUAGUGGGGCCAAGCAGACGCACGUUAUGCGGUGUCACCUUCCAAGUUAUGUUUGCGAUCGGCAUAAUGCUUCUAGCCGCAUGGGGAUACCUUAUAGAUAAUAGAUUUUAUCUGCAAAUACUCUACGGCUUACACGCCGUCAUACUUUUGCCGCAUUGGUUCCUAAUGGACGAGUCUCCGCGGUGGCUGUGGACGCAAGGCCGAGCUCGAGAAUGCGUCGCUAUAAUUAAAAAGGCUUUGAAAAUGAACAAAUCCACUGAAAACAUAGACGCGUCGUCACUCGUCUCGCAAUGUAAGGCGAAGAGCGCUAAAUAUGCAAAUGAGGAACCGUCAGGCACCGCUGACCUUUUCAAGACGCCAAAUAUGCUGAGAAAGACCUUGAUUAUAUGUGGCUGCUGGUUCGCCAACUCGGUGGUUUAUUACGGCCUCUCGUUGAACACUGGAAAGUUGAACGGCAAUCCUUAUUUAAUAUUUUUCUUGAUGGGUGUGGUGGAAAUGCCUAGCUAUGUCAUUAUUGUGUUUUAUUUGGAUCGAGUCGGUCACAGGGCGCUUAUAAGUGCGAUGAUGUUGUUCGGCGGAAUAUCGUGUUUAGUUGUGGUCGCAUUACCACAUGGAUCAAUGGCCGCGACGGCUGUCGUGAUGGUGGGAAAGUUGUUCAUUUCUGGGUCCUACUCUAUUAUUUACAAAUACUCCGCCGAAUUAUUCCCCACGGUGGUUAGAAGUUCUGGCGUCGGUUUGGGAAGUAUGUGCGCGAGUGUGUCUGGCGCUCUAACACCUUUGAUAAGUCUUCUGGACACAUUAAACCCUAAAAUACCGACUAUCCUGUUUGCAUUCUUGGCUCUUUUGUCAGGUUUUUCUACAUUUUUCCUUCCCGAAACGAUCGGCAGAGAUUUGCCUCAAUCGAUCGAUGACGGAGAGAAGUUUGGUGUUGGAGAUAAUUGUUUUACAAAUUGCAGCGGCAGACGCAUGAGCCAAGAGUCAGUUGAUAUACCUGAAACUCUGGUGCCAUUAGAUGGUACAGAGAAGAAGCAAUAA